AUGCUGAAUCAAACCUCAGUCACUGAAUUUCUCCUCCUGGGAGUCACAGACAUCCAAGCACUGCAGCCUUAUCUCUUCGUGGUUUUCCUUGCAAUUUAUGUAGUCACCGUGAUUGGGAAUGGAGCCGUCCUAUUGGUUGUCGUCUCUGAUCCAAGACUUCACUCACCCAUGUAUUUCUUCCUGGGAAAUCUGUCAUGUCUGGAUAUCUGCUACUCCACAGUGACACUGCCAAAGAUGCUGGAGAACUUCCUCUCUACACACAAGGCAAUUUCCUUCUUGGGAUGCAUAAGCCAGCUUCACUUCUUCCACUUUCUGGGCAGCACGGAGGCCAUGCUCUUGGCCGUGAUGGCCUUUGACCGCUUUGUGGCCAUCUGCAGGCCACUUCGUUACUCUGUCAUCAUGAAUUACCAGCUCUGUACCCAGAUGGCCAUCACUGUCUGGACCAUUGGCUUUUUCCAUGCCCUGUUGCACUCCACGAUGACCUCUCGCUUGAACUUCUGUGGUUCUAAUCUGAUCCAUCACUUCUUCUGUGAUGUCAAGCCUUUGCUGGAGUUGGCCUGUGGAAACACAGAGCUCAACCAGUGGCUUCUCAACACAGUUACUGGGACCAUUGGCAUGGCCCCUUUCUUCCUAACACUUCUCUCCUACUUCUCCAUUAUCACCUCUCUUUUCUCCAAGACCCACUCCUGUAACGCUCUCCACAAAGCACUGUCCACGUGUGCCUCUCACUUCAUGGUGGUCAUUGUUUUCUAUGCUCCUGUUGUCUUCAUUUACAUCCGUCCUGCCUCAGGCAGCUCCAUGGACCAGGAACUGAUCGCUGCCAUCAUGUACACUGUGGUGACCCCUGUGCUGAACCCACUGAUCUACACACUGAGGAACAAGGAUGUGAAGGCUGCCUUGAGUAGUGUCUUCAGAAGGAGGGCCAACAUAGCCAUGUCUAGAGCAACUUCUAGGACAGGAACCAACAGGUAA
Suricata suricatta (meerkat) is the source of this 972-nucleotide messenger RNA. RefSeq names its product olfactory receptor 12D2-like. Gene Ontology annotation, biological process: G protein-coupled receptor signaling pathway. The transcript has a single exon. Gene Ontology annotation, cellular component: membrane. Gene Ontology annotation, molecular function: G protein-coupled receptor activity; olfactory receptor activity. The coding region runs from base 1 to 972 and encodes 323 amino acids. Lineage: Eukaryota; Metazoa; Chordata; Mammalia; Carnivora; Herpestidae. The record is from RefSeq and is a predicted model, not a curated record.